AUGCGUAUCAAUACUGCGCUCCCUGUUGCCAUCCUGUGCGAUGCUGUCAUUGCUCAGAAUAGCACCAUCCUAAGCCUAAGGUCUGGUAUCAAUCAGGUUGACAUCCGUCAUCUGCCCCAAAUUCUGAGGGAUGCCGGUGAAACCCCUGAUCAGAACAUUGUAGCCUUUUUGGAGGCCACUGAGAUCACCACUUUGCAAAAUGUUAAAACCCAAGUUGUUCAGAGUUCAGCUGCCACCAUCGACAGCAACGAGCUUUGCGACUUCGUGGCUAAGCGAGUAGCAAGCUAUCUCUGCAAUCUCAAUGUGCAACGGAUGCCACUGGUAAACUUCACCAGGCUUCACCAGGUGAAGCCUUCGGGGAAUACACUAACGAUUUGCACGUGA
This is a messenger RNA of Perkinsus marinus ATCC 50983, 384 nucleotides long. RefSeq lists its product as hypothetical. The coding region runs from base 1 to 384 and encodes 127 amino acids. The transcript has a single exon. The record is from RefSeq and is a predicted model, not a curated record. NCBI's taxonomy places the organism in Eukaryota, Perkinsozoa, Perkinsida, Perkinsidae.